This is a messenger RNA of Punctularia strigosozonata HHB-11173 SS5, 1728 nucleotides long. RefSeq lists its product as uncharacterized. The record is from RefSeq and is a predicted model, not a curated record. Bases 1 to 1728 code for a protein of 575 amino acids. Lineage: Eukaryota; Fungi; Basidiomycota; Agaricomycetes; Corticiales; Punctulariaceae. The transcript has 3 exons.
AUGGCGGACUCGACGACCAGCGUCUCUGGGUCCAACCCGCCGGCGCACUGUGUUAUCAACAUUGCUCCGGAGAUGGCACCUCACAUUGAUCCAAUGUUGGCCGCAUCGCGCUGGUCACUGCUGAGUGAUUUUGAACGAGCUCUCGAAGACAUUUGGCAAACGACCACCAGCCACGAGCAGAAUACGCCGCAGGCCGACGAUAUAAUCCAGCUAUAUUUCGAAUCUUUCGAUGACGCUCCUGCCGCGGAUUCUGACCCUCCUCCUCUUGCUCAUUCUGUUUAUGCUCGAACGGAUACUCCUGACAUCGGCUCAAUCGUCGAUCGCUUCGAAUACCAGGCUUCUUUGGCUGAAGCAUCCGCAGCUCUGCCGGACUCUCCAUUGAUACAUGGUCUUCCGCAGUCCGAAGAAAUGUCUCGAAUGUCCCUCCUAGCCAUGCCUCGCGUCGGCGAUCCUGUUAACGUAUCCCUAUGGGAUCUCGCAACGUUCUCUGCUCGACGUAAUUGGCCCCCUUCUCGCCUUGAGGUAGAAGAUAGGAUUGUAAUGCCAUUCCAAGCCCACCGAACGUCAGCUAGCGGACCUAGGGUAGAGGGCCUGUUCACAUGUCAGCACGCCGACUCUUACGAUGUCCACCGGAUCGUCCUCUUCUCGGUUUUUCUUUGGUCGGAUGAUCACAAGCUACUGGACGAGCUCGCCCAGCCGGAGGCCGUGGAUGUCUCCUACGUUCUCUCCGAGAAAUACAGCCUCCAGGGCUUUGACCAACCAUCACACCGAGUAACCCGACAUGGUAAACCGGGGAGGGUCAUUCGCGUCAAUGACAAUCCUACUCAUGGCGAUUCGACACUUACCCUUCCUCGCUCGGACGGCUCUUCCGUCGGGAGUCAAUCUUCCUUGCCUACUCCGGUAGAUGCUCAAGGUGUCAUAUCCCUUUCGCAAUUCCUUGACGAGUUGGAUACGCAGGCUCGUACUUCUCCAGCGAUCCAUGCCACCCCUCAAAGUCCGCACGGCGGCCCAUCUCGCAGCAGGACGUUGUCAAUGCGACCAUUUGGGCGGCCAGGGACAGCGUCGAGCGAGACCAUCAGGAGCACGACAUGCUCAGAAGAGUCCCCCGCCAAAGUCAGGUUCAUGGAGGGCCUGCGCGAAGUUAUCCCGCGAGCCGUCUUGCGCGGUCCUCACUUGCGUAGCAAACCACAUGCAAGCGAAGUACAGGCAGGCAAGCCCUCGCAGUCCGUCACUCUGGUCGACUUCCUCGAAGAGGGUCGAUUGCCGUCGCCAGCCUCGGCGAAGAUCCCGCGGCGCCACUCCGGAGUCCCCGGUGUAAACUCCAGCGUUGGCGUGCCUCGCAGGGCGAGAUCCUUCACCCCACGCGAGCCCACGGUUCGCUCGGACCCUGGAUCCCGCGCCGUUCUACAGUUCAUACAGGAAAGUGACGUACGACGCACUGAGAAGAAAGCGGUCAAUCACCCCGAAGAGGAAGGGACGGUCGUUCGCCUUGAUGGCUACAUUCAAGUACCUGGGCUACCAAGGCCGAGACGGGAGUGGACGUCUUUUGAGAGGCAGACUUUUCUGCAUCUCCUCAUCGAGCAUCCGCGACUCUCCAAUGAACCAGGCCCAGGAGCCAUGCAACCAAUUCACGUGGAGAUUCCUCUCCAGAAGGAGUUGAUCCACGUCCAUCCCGUCGACGAUACUAUUCCAUCGACGAUGCUGUUUCGUGAUCGUGCAUCUUCGUGA